Molecule: messenger RNA, 432 nt
Organism: Octopus sinensis (East Asian common octopus)
Lineage: Eukaryota; Metazoa; Mollusca; Cephalopoda; Octopoda; Octopodidae
Exons: 1
Coding region: 1-432 (143 amino acids)
Source: RefSeq, a predicted model, not a curated record
AUGUUCAAAGUAUCUGACAAUAAAUACAUAGAGGAUUGUAGAGAUAUACCCAGUUACUUCGGAUUAAAGGUUGCUUCGGCAGUAUUUCAGCAAAUAAUGGACGCUAUGUUAUCCGAUUGUGAAUUAGCAAUCUCUUAUUUGGACGAUAUAUUGAUCAAGUGUAAUUUGCGUGAACAGAAUGCGGAGCAUGUAAAAGCAGUGUUCAUGAAAAUUAAAGAGUACGGGUUCACUUUGAGUGAAGAAAAAAGCGAAUACUUUUUACCUCAAAUUAAAUACUUAGGGCAAAUAACUGAUAAAAAUGGUAGACGCCCAGACCAAUCAAGGGCAGGUGCAAUAGAUAAUAUGCCUGCUCUGAAAAAUAUGCCAGUAUUACAAGCGUUUCUUGGGCUGGCAUACUAUUACCAAACUACAUUAUUAACAUGCACAAAUUAA